Molecule: messenger RNA, 1111 nt
Organism: Stegostoma tigrinum
Lineage: Eukaryota; Metazoa; Chordata; Chondrichthyes; Orectolobiformes; Stegostomatidae
Product: 5-hydroxytryptamine receptor 4
Exons: 1
Coding region: 1-1059 (352 amino acids)
Biological process (GO): chemical synaptic transmission; adenylate cyclase-activating adrenergic receptor signaling pathway; regulation of appetite
Cellular component (GO): plasma membrane
Molecular function (GO): G protein-coupled serotonin receptor activity
Source: RefSeq, a predicted model, not a curated record
AUGCAGAAUACAUCAAGUUUGUUCAAUGUCAGCAGUUCAUCAGGCUGGAGAAUGGCUGACCGAUGCUUCUCGAGCAUAGGAUCUCCUGCAGUCAGGACUGGCCUUUACCUCUUCAUAAUGGUUAUCAUGGCAGCCACUUUGGCUGGCAAUUUCCUUGUGGUUCUGGCUGUUGUCUACUUUAAGCAGCUACGCUCAGCGACCAAUGCUUUUGUGCUGUCACUGUCCAUAGCUGAUUUCUUCGUCGGGAUCAUGGUGAUGCCCUACAGCAUGAGCAGGACAAUUGAAGGAUGCUGGCGCUUUGGGCCGACCUUCUGUCAAAUCCACUCAAGCCUGGAUGUGAUGUUCUGCACCGCCUCCAUUCUUCACCUCAGUUGCAUUGCUCUUGACCGUUACUAUGCCAUCUGUGAUCCUCUGGUGUAUCGUUGUAAGAUGUCGCCCAGCAGGGUGGUUGUUCUACUCCUUGCCUGCUGGGUGGUGCCAGCUGCGAUAUCUGUUAUCCCGAUAAUGUUGCAGCUGCACAGAUUAGGUGUUGAUCCUGAUUUGCUAACCAAUAGGAGCUGUGUGCUCAUGGUGAACCAGACCUAUGCUAUCUGGGCCUCUCUUGUAUCCUUUUACUUGCCCAUGGUGGUUAUACUCGUGGCAUAUUGGAGGAUUUACCAGGCAGCUAGAAAGCAGGCAAUUCAGAUUAAUGCUGUGGAUAACCAAGUCCAGGGAUAUGCUUCAGGCUUAGCAACAGCCCAGGUGCGCAAACAAUCCAUGAAACGGGAAAGAAAGGCAGCGAAAACACUGGGGAUAAUUAUCGGCAUAUUUCUUUCCUCCUGGUUGCCCUUCUUCAUGGCAAACAUCAUUGACCCUUUCCUGGGUUACAAGAUAGACAGGGGGACUUGGGAGGUAUUGGUCUGGCUAGGCUACAGCAAUUCUUCGAUGAACCCAUUUCUCUAUGGGGUUAUCAACCGGUCCUUCCGACGUGCAUUCCUCAUCAUCAUCAGCUGUAAGAUCUGUGUUCCCCGAUCUCUGCAAAACAUCAACUUAUCCAACAGUGAGCAAGUUGCCGUGUAGGACUUGGUGCACUGAAUGGGUGGGCGCUAUACGUGGUGAGGAUUUGUGCUCC